Molecule: messenger RNA, 438 nt
Organism: Haemonchus placei
Lineage: Eukaryota; Metazoa; Nematoda; Chromadorea; Rhabditida; Trichostrongylidae
Source: the annotation of a GenBank genome assembly
UUCUGGGAAGAAAACCAAUUUUCCCUAAUUUCCUUGCUAGAAAUGGCACACAAGGGAGUUUAUGGCUUGGUUACUGACAUAAAUGGGAAGCCGGCCGGCAACGCAACUAUCGCUGUUGAACAAGGUAAAACCAUACGAGCAACCAGUGCGGGUGAAUACUGGAGAAUCCUCCCACCUGGGAAACAUCUUCUAACCGCUGAAGCUCCUGGAUUGGAAAUGGAAAAAUUCGAAGUGGAAGUGAAAGACGUGCUGAUUCGUCAUGACUUCAAGCUUAAGACUUGUCACGAUCAAGACAUUACUCAGUCAAUAAUCAUGCGUGGAACUGGCAGAGUUCGUAUAGCAGUCGUGGGCAUCGGAUCAGGCUGUACUGGAGGGCUGCGAAGUGCAGCUGAAUUGCCGCUAAACCUCAAAGAAACUAGUUUAGGGCUAAUUUCGUAA